Dermatophagoides pteronyssinus (European house dust mite) is the source of this 829-nucleotide messenger RNA. RefSeq names its product pyridoxine/pyridoxamine 5'-phosphate oxidase-like. The record is from RefSeq and is a predicted model, not a curated record. NCBI's taxonomy places the organism in Eukaryota, Metazoa, Arthropoda, Arachnida, Sarcoptiformes, Pyroglyphidae. Gene Ontology annotation, molecular function: pyridoxamine phosphate oxidase activity; FMN binding. Gene Ontology annotation, biological process: pyridoxine biosynthetic process; pyridoxal 5'-phosphate biosynthetic process.
AUGAAAACUAAAUCAUUUGAUUUUCAUUUGAUUUGUUUUGGAAAGAAAAAGUGAAAUUUUCUCUUGAGUUUUUCUAAAAUUAAUCAACAAUGUCGGCCGAUUUAAGCAAAAUGCGUAAAGAAUAUUCUGAUCGACAUCAAAUUCUUGAUGAAAAUGAUAUAAUUGAUGAUCCAUUUGAAUUAUUUCAUUAUUGGUUUGAAAUGGCCAAAGAAAAAGCACCGGAUGAUAAAUGGACUGAAACAAAUGCUGUUUGUUUGUCAACAGCAACAAAAGAUGGUCGACCAUCAUCAAGAAUGGUUUUGCUAAAAGGAUAUGAUCCGAAAAAUGGUUUUACAUUUUUUACCAAUUAUGAAAGUCGUAAAGGAAUUGAAAUUCAAGAAAAUGAACAGGUUGCAUUAUUAUUCUAUUGGAAUUAUCUUUCACGUCAGAUACGUAUUGAAGGUUGUGCAAAAAAAUCAUCAACCGAAGAAUCGGAUAGAUAUUUUCAAUCAAGACCAAAAAUUUCACAGAUUAGUGCACGAAUAUCCGAACAAUCAAGACCAAUUGAUUCACGUGAAACAUUAAUUCAACGACAACAAAAAGAAUUGGAAAAAUUUCCCAACAACACUAUGAUACCGAGACCAGAAUUUUGGGGUGGUUUUCAUAUACAACCAAAACGUUUUGAAUUCUGGCAAGGACAAAGUGAUCGUACACAUGAUCGAUUUAUAUUUGAAUUUGAUUCUAUUGAACAAAAAUGGAAAAAAUAUUAUCGAAUUCAACCAUAAUUCGAGAUGAUCAUUUUACAUUCAGAUUCGAAAAGACUUUUUAUUAUUUUGAAUUUAUAUUGCCA